AUGAAUGGUAUUCAAGUAGAUAUUAACCGUUUGAAAAAAGGGGAAGUGAGUUUGGGUACAUCCAUCAUGGCGGUUACCUUUAAUGGUGGUGUGAUAUUAGGUGCUGACUCAAGAACCACCACCGGUGCAUAUAUUGCAAAUCGUGUUACAGAUAAAUUAACAAGAGUUCAUGACAAGAUUUGGUGUUGUCGGUCUGGGUCUGCUGCUGAUACACAAGCCGUGGCAGACAUUGUUCAAUAUCAUUUAGAUUUAUAUACAGCGCAAUAUGGUACACCGUCUAUUGAAACAGCCGCAUCUAUAUUUAAGACUAUAUGUUAUGACAACAAAGAUUAUUUGACAGCAGGUAUCAUUGUAGCAGGUUUCGAUGAUAAAAAGGAGAAAGGUGAGGUUUACAGCAUUCCAUUAGGUGGUUCUGUUCAUAAGCAAGAUUAUGCUAUUGCAGGGUCUGGUUCGGCCUUCAUAUAUGGUUAUUGUGAUAAAAAUUAUAAACAAAAUAUGAGCAAAGAGGAAACAGUCAAUUUUGUGAAACAUUCCCUAUCUCAAGCUAUUAAAUGGGAUGGGUCUUCUGGUGGUGUCAUCAGAAUGGUCAUUUUAACUAAAGAAGGUGUGGAAAGACUAAUUUUUUAUCCUGAUGAGUACGAAAAUUUAUAA
Molecule: messenger RNA, 651 nt
Organism: Arxiozyma heterogenica
Lineage: Eukaryota; Fungi; Ascomycota; Saccharomycetes; Saccharomycetales; Saccharomycetaceae
Gene: PRE3
Product: proteasome core particle subunit beta 1
Exons: 1
Coding region: 1-651 (216 amino acids)
Cellular component (GO): proteasome core complex
Molecular function (GO): threonine-type endopeptidase activity
Source: RefSeq, a predicted model, not a curated record